Molecule: messenger RNA, 713 nt
Organism: Stylophora pistillata
Lineage: Eukaryota; Metazoa; Cnidaria; Anthozoa; Scleractinia; Pocilloporidae
Product: septin-1
Molecular function (GO): GTP binding
Source: RefSeq, a predicted model, not a curated record
CAGAGUUCAUUGCUGCCUGUACUCUAUCUGUCCUCAUGGCCAUGGGUUAAAGCCAAUAGACAUUGCCUUCAUGAAGACACUGCAUACCAAAGUUAACAUUGUUCCAGUUAUUGCAAAGGCUGAUUGUUUGACAAAGUUUGAAGUACAGCGACUAAAAAGAAAGAUUUUAGAGGAGAUUGAUGACAACGGUAUUAAAAUUUACACUUUCCCUGAAUGUGAUAGUGAAGAUGAUGAAGAAUUUGUGCAAAUCAACCAAGAACUCAAGGUGAGUAGCAUUCCUUUCGCUGUGAUUGGUAGCAACAACGUAACAGACGUGAGAGGAAAACAAGUUCGAGUUAGGCAAUAUCCUUGGGGAAUGGCAGAAGUCGAAAACCCUGAACAUUGUGACUUCAUAAAGCUCAGAAACAUGCUUAUAAGGACACAUAUACAGGACUUGAAAGAUGUCACGCAAGAGGUUCAUUACGAAAACUACAGGGCAGAAAGACUGUCGAGCCAGGGGCAACCUUCUACUGAAAUCUCAGAGAAGGACCGAAUGUUAAGGAAAAAAGAAGCAGAGUUGAGGCGAAUGCAGGAGAUGAUAGCUAACAUGCAGAAAAAAAUGGCGAAACAAAAAGGACCUAGGCUCGACGAAAAGUUCUGAAUCUGCAAAGAUGUACAUGAAGUUCUGUAAACUUGUAGUGUUUUUGACACUCUGCCAGGUUAGUUCUUAUCUA